Messenger RNA from Camellia sinensis, 1957 nucleotides. RefSeq lists its product as uncharacterized. Lineage: Eukaryota; Viridiplantae; Streptophyta; Magnoliopsida; Ericales; Theaceae. The record is from RefSeq and is a predicted model, not a curated record.
AAACAAAGUGAAAUCCAACCCAACUCAACCAAAACCUCCCUUUAAACCCUUCUCUCUAACUCUCUCAAUUCUAUCUCCUCCAACAAUACCCAAAAAGCAAAAAUGCAACUACUUCUUCUUCAGCACUUGUCCCCCAAAACCCAAAACUCAUCUUUACGCUUCAUCAUAAACCUCAUUCUAAUCUUAUCUUCUCUAUGCAUAGUCAUCUACCUCUUUCUCUCUCUCCUCCUCCUCCUCCACACUUCCAACUCCAUAACUUUCUCAUCAUCAGCAUCAUCAUCGUCAUCAUUGUCAUCACUACCGUCCACCUCACUCGACCACAUCGUGUUCGGAAUCGCAUCGAAUCAAAACUCAUGGCCGAAGCGAAAGAACUACGUCAAGCUCUGGUGGAGACCCAACCAAAUGCGAGGCUGUGUCUUCCUCGACGACGACGACAACAACAGCAGCAAAUCACCCCAAAACGACACCGUUUCAUCUCUCCCUCCGAUUUGCAUAUCCGACGACACGAACCGGUUCAAGUACACGUACCGGGGCGGACUCAGAUCGGCGAUUCGGGUCGCCCGGGUCGUAUCAGAGACUGUGGCUCUGAACCAUUCGAAUGUCCGGUGGUUCGUGUUUGGUGACGAUGAUACGGUGUUCUUUCCCGAGAAUUUGGUGAAAACGUUGUCAAAGUAUGAUCAUGAGCUUUGGUACUACGUUGGGACUAAUUCGGAGAUGUAUAUCCAGAAUAGGUACUUUUCUUUUGAUAUGGCGUUUGGAGGGGCUGGUUUUGCGAUUAGUUAUCCAUUGGCUAAGGUUUUGGCGAAGGUUUUUGAUUCUUGUUUGGAAAGGUAUCCUCAUAUGUAUGGAAGUGAUGCUAGGAUUUAUGCUUGUGUUUCAGAGCUCGGCGUUGGGUUGACCCGAGAACCCGGUUUCCAUCAGGUGGAUGUUCAGGGGAAUAUUUUCGGAUUGUUGGCUUCCCAUCCAAACACUCCUUUGGUAUCUCUCCAUCACUUGGAUCUCACAGCCCCAAUCUUCCCAAACAUGACAACUACCAAGGCCCUGGAACACUUGAUAGAAGCUUCCAAGGUCGAUCCGCACAGGCUUCUGCAGCAAACAGUUUGCUAUGACAGAUGGUUUUCGUGGACUGUCUCGGUGUCAUGGGGCUACGCUGUUCAAGUUUUCAGCAACCACAUGUUCUUGCCUGAUGUUCUUCGUGCUCAACGGACUUUUAGUCCGUGGAAGAGAGGGAAUGCUCUUUCUGAAUCGUAUACUUUUGACACGAGCGAUCAUCACCCUGACCCGUGUCGAAGGCCUACUGUUUUCUUCUUUGACAAGGCGGAUUCUGGUGAUGGAGAUGGAAUUAACAGUAGUUACAUAAGAAUGGUCCAUGAAAAUUGCACAUUUGACAUCGUUUCACCAAAGAAACUGGAAGAGGUUAGAGUGUUUUCACGUAAGAUGGAGCUUGAUAUCAAACAGUUGCGGGCACCAAGGCGGCAUUGUUGUGAUGUUUUGCCUUCUUCAUCUGGGAAAGUAAUGGAAAUUGCCAUUAGAGAAUGCAAAGAAGAAGAAUUGAUUUACAUGCAUUCAUAGUGUGUACCUAUGACAGAGUAAAGCUAUCACUAGUGAAGCCUUCAUGGCUGCUUGAUCUAACUAAAUUACAUUGUUAUUGCCAAAGAGACAGAUCAGAUGGGAAAAAUGGUAGGUGCCUCGGUGAGACUGAGACAUAAACAAUCACACAACUCUGUUCCACACACAUUUUCAUGUAAACAGUGACAGACUCAAGCCCAUAAUGUUCGAGAGGAUCAAUUAUGCACUAUUGCGUACGACAUAUUUACACAAGAUUCAGACAAUAUGAGACCCAUACUAAUAGAUGGCCUGAAUUUCACACGCUAGUUGCAUUUGGAUCAUGAAUUUGAGUAGAGAUUUGAAAAAGGAUAAAGAAAAAGUGAGGGAAUACACUAAGCUUGUAAAGAAA